CAAAGCUGUCCGUGUUUGUACAAACCUGAUUGCCGGUAUACGUUUUCAGGCGAUGGAAAUGGAAUCUGAAUGAACUGCAUCCGGAUUCCGAUCCGAUGUACAUCCCUGGAGACUGCGAGUUAACUGUCUUUUUGUUGUGCUCAACACCGAAACUGAUUUUGGAGACCUUUCUCAUGCUUAAUAAAAUAAAAGAAUCUGGACCGAUCGUAGAAAAAUUGGCGGUCUACGCGAUCGAAACAUUCUAUACGCACCUUUUCUUCGUCGUUUCCUCAAUUUUGUUUGAUUUGAUCAAUGUGGAUCUACAACGGAUCAAAAUACUGAUCGUCGAAAAACGAAUGAAGACUAAAAAUACGAAACACCGCAUCGAAGUAGAGAAGCUGUUUCAGUUCGUUAAGUCCCAGACUAUAGAAUGUACUCUGUGGAGGGUUCUGUCUUUGAACGUCAGGAAUAUAUUGAGUUUUGUUUCGUUUGCCGUCACAACCAUCAUUGCUGUCUUACAAAUAAAGAAUAAUAACAUAUAUUGAGUGGAAUUAAUGUAAUAGUAUGUCUUAUUUGAGAUGUGGCAUGCGAUAAAAAAAAAUUCUACUAAAUAUAACUGUUAUUUAAUAAAGCCAUAGUAAAAUUUAGAAAUAGAAAAUAUUGUAUAUUCUAAUUGUACGUUGAACGGUCAAAAGAUUCGAAUUUGGAAAUAUUUCCAAGUAAGCAAAGCUGUUUUUACUGCAAAAAUAAAUAUCUAUGUUGACGUUUCUAUCGGACCCCACUGAUAAUUUAGCUGGUCGACUUCAUAUGCGACGCCUGUGCUUGUAUUAAUACAAAAUUAAUUCUCUAAAUUAAUUGUAUGUAAUUCCUGUCGCCUUGCAACAUAAUAAUAUUAUUAUUAGGAUAUCUUCGUCUGACUCGGUGGUGCAGUAAUUAGCACACGCGACUCUUGCGCCGAGGGUCGUGGGUGUUCGAUUCCCACAUCGGCCAAACAUUGGUGUGAUGAACAGGUUUGUUUGCUUUUUGUCUGGACGUUUAUUACUUUUACAUGUAGGUAUAUAUUUAAAAGUAUAUUAGUAUGUAUAUAAGUCUCAGGUAUCUAUAAUAUAGAGGAUUCUAAUUUGGGGUCGGAUGACCGUGUGUCAUUUCUUCCCAAUCAUUUUUUUCAUUAUUAUUGUAUUCACACUCUUCACCUUCUUCAUGCUUGUGCUUCUUCUAUGCCGUUAAUAAAUUUAUAGUGUUUUAAACUG
Molecule: messenger RNA, 1229 nt
Organism: Bombyx mori (domestic silkworm)
Lineage: Eukaryota; Metazoa; Arthropoda; Insecta; Lepidoptera; Bombycidae
Exons: 4
Coding region: 96-524 (142 amino acids)
Source: RefSeq, a predicted model, not a curated record